Molecule: messenger RNA, 1254 nt
Organism: Penicillium soppii
Lineage: Eukaryota; Fungi; Ascomycota; Eurotiomycetes; Eurotiales; Aspergillaceae
Product: metallophosphoesterase family protein
Exons: 3
Coding region: 1-1254 (417 amino acids)
Cellular component (GO): cytoplasm
Molecular function (GO): hydrolase activity, acting on ester bonds
Source: RefSeq, a predicted model, not a curated record
AUGUCGGCUCGCAGGCAAAUGGCCUAUCAACCUCGAACCGAAAAGCACACCCUCAGAUUUAAUGAGAACGGUACAUUCCAGAUCUCGGUUUUCAACGACCUGCACUUUGCCGAAGGUACAAUGACUCCUAGACUCAAUUCAAGCCUCAAGACUGACAAAUUCAUAGAUGACGGGAAAGACAACAAGACACAGAAGGUGAUGGAAACUGUCCUCGCUUCUGAAGAUGUGCAACUGGUCGUUCUGAACGGCGAUUUGAUCUCCGGUGAGGCAACACAUGCCUCUAACUCCAGCACCUACAUUGAUCGUGUUGUUGCACCGCUAGUCAAACACGAUCUACCCUGGGCAUCGACAUAUGGAAAUCACGAUAGCGAGGUUAAUCUGGAUCCGGCCGAGAUGUUCCGCCGCGAGAAAAACUAUACGAGCAGCUUAACCCAAAGAAGAGUCUCGGGCUCCACCGCCGGCAUCACAAACUAUUACUUGCCAAUAUUUGGACAUGAUGCUUCCAAUGAUACCACACCCGCAUUUAUACUAUGGUUCUUCGACAGUCAGGGUGGGCAUUACCCGAUGACGAAGGACGAUAAUGGAACAUCUGUUGCAAGACAAGACUGGGUAGAUGAUUCGGUUGUUAGAUGGUUCAUCAAGACAAAUGAAAAUCUAUUAUCUACCUACGGCAAGCCGAUCCCAUCUUUAGCUUUUGUCCACAUACCCGUCUAUCCGAUGCGGGCAUUCCAAGUCACGGGCGUUAGUCCAACCGGUGAACCAGGAAUCAAUAAUGAACGAGUUCAGCAACAAGGCUACUCCAGCGAGUCCGGAUACCAUGCACAAGAUUACCCAUUUAUACAAGCUCUUUUGAACACCACGGGACUCGUGGCGACCUUCAGUGGUCACGACCACGACAAUGACUGGUGCUUCAAAUGGGAUAGCAAGCUCCCCAAUCUGAAUAUUACAGGAAAUGGAGUCAAUAUGUGCUACGGGCGACAUACUGGGUAUGGAGGAUAUGGCAAUUGGGCGCGUGGCGGAAGGCAGAUCUUGUUGGAUCAGCGAUCACUAGAAAGUGAUAUGCGGAGCUGGGUUCGGAUGGAAGAUGGGUCUAUCUCGGGUAACGUUCAUCUCAAUGCGACGUACGGCCAGGACCAGUAUCAUUUGGUGGAUAGAAGUAGAAGUGGACAAGAAGGUGUUGCUCCUCAAUACUUGGGUAUUGUCUGGCUGUGGGUGUUUGUGUUCUCUUUCUUCACGUCUGUAAUAAGGUUAUAG